AUGUGGCGCCGCGCCCUCGGCAGCUUCACGGCGCAGGCCGGCGCGUCGGCGGCGCUCAUCGCCCUGCCCGAGGGCAUCCGCGACGACGUGCCGCUCGGCGUGGCGCUCGGCGCGACCUACGUCUCCGGCGCCGGCGCGUUCUACGCGCUCGGCGGCGCGGGCCCGUCGAUCGCGGCGCGUCUCGGCUGGUACGGCCUCUGGUGCGGCCCCGUCGGCGGGUCGCUCGCGAUGGGCGUGAGCGCGAUGACCGCGAGCUACUUGAUGCAGCCGGGGAGCCCGCUGAGCGCCGAGGGCGCGGGCAAGUUCGCGGCGGCCCUGGAGGCGUCGGCGCCGGCGGGCUUCGCGGGCGAGCGGUUCCUGCCGCCGGCGACCGUCGCCCACUUCUGGCACGAGUGCCUCGCGGCCGCGCGCGACGAGAGCGGCCUCGUCACGGCCGCGUCGCUCGCGAAAGCGGACGCGGCGGGCUGCGGGCCCUGGGCGACGACGAUCGCCGCGCUGCAGGCGCGGCCCGCCGUGCUCGAGGCCGUCGUCGCCGCGGCCCAAUCGCGCGCCGCGGCCUUCGAGGAGCCGGGCCUCACGCCGGAGGCCGUCUGCUUUUCGCUCUUGGAGCUCCAGAAGGCGUCCGAGGGCGACGGCGCGACGGCGACGGACGUCGUCUGGGCGCUCCUCGCCGCCGCGCCCGUGGACCCGCCGCCCGCGGCGGCCGCGCCGGCGGCGGCGACGGCCGCCGUGCCGACGUUCGUCGCCGCGAAGACGUACGGCGGACGGCGGCCGGGCUACUGUUUUCGCACGGGCGACGCGGGGGGGCUCGGCUACUACCUCGACUUUCCCUACCAGCCCCUGCCCAAGGGCUUCGCGCCGCUGCCCGCGCACGCGCUGCCCGACGCGACGGCGGCGGCCGGCGACGCCGUCUCCGCGGCGCAGCUCGCGUGGUGGGUCCGCGAGGCGCGCGCGGCCACGCCCCGCGCCUUCGAGGGCGACGACAUCACGGCGCGGCCGGGCUGGUUCGGCGAGCGCGUCUACCGGUCCACGGCGCCGGCCGACAUGGCGCGCGCGGCGCUCGGCGACCGGGACGUCGUCUCGCGCGCCGCGGACCCGCGCGGCGCGCGCGCCGCGGCGCUCCACGUCGCGAACCAGCUCGCCGUCGCCGCCGGCGCCGCGGCGGCGAAGCACCCGGCGACGCUCGCGCCCGCCGCCGUCUGCCACGCGCUCCUCCAGGACAAGAUCCUCGCGGCCGUGCCCGUCGCCGUGGAGGAGGGGGAGAUUAAGAAGUAG
Messenger RNA from Aureococcus anophagefferens, 1275 nucleotides. RefSeq lists its product as hypothetical. The transcript has a single exon. Lineage: Eukaryota; Pelagophyceae; Pelagomonadales; Pelagomonadaceae. The record is from RefSeq and is a predicted model, not a curated record. Bases 1 to 1275 code for a protein of 424 amino acids.